Molecule: messenger RNA, 8521 nt
Organism: Panonychus citri (citrus red mite)
Lineage: Eukaryota; Metazoa; Arthropoda; Arachnida; Trombidiformes; Tetranychidae
Gene: para
Product: sodium channel protein para-like
Exons: 17
Coding region: 673-7521 (2282 amino acids)
Biological process (GO): neuronal action potential; membrane depolarization during action potential; sodium ion transmembrane transport
Cellular component (GO): plasma membrane; voltage-gated sodium channel complex
Molecular function (GO): voltage-gated sodium channel activity; calcium ion binding
Source: RefSeq, a predicted model, not a curated record
UUCUCUCAUAACAAUAGAUGGAACCUGUUACUUGGAGGAGAAUCAAUUUUUUCUCUUUUUUUUCUCUCUCUCUCAUUUCGAUUUUUGUAUCGAAUUUUUUUUCUCUUCUAUUCAGUUUUCUCUCUCUUUCACUCUACUAUGUGGAGAUACUCAUGGUUGCUCAUACUGUUUGUUACAAAGUGAAUUAACUCAAACCGGGUACCCGUUUUUAUUAGAAAAUCCCAUUAAUUGUUGAUUAUCUUGUUUUCUCAUUGUUGAUUUUUGUGACAACUAAAAAAAGAGUAAAAAUUUCAAUAAUUUUACAUCAUCAUUUUAUCAUCAUUUGGUUGUUUUUUUCCUCAAAUUUUUUUUUGUUUCUCAUCCUUUGGAUUUAUCUCUCCAUCAUCGUUUUCUUGUUGUAAUCUCUCAAGGGGAAGAAAAAGUGAUUUUCUCCUGUUCUUGUUUCUUUCAUUUUCUCCAUCCAUUGGAUUAAUUAUUAUUUUUUUUUUAUUCUAUUCUAUUCUGUUGAUGUUUUUCUAUUCUUCACUUUUUUUUCUUCCUAGCAACUAGUUUUGUUUCUGUCUGUUUUGGGAAAUAAACUGGUUACUUGGUUGUGGUUGCUAGCAACUAAACGUUGAGAGCAUCAUCUAUGUGUUUUGUUGAUUAUUUCAUUUUGGGUUGGUGAAGAUUGACAUGUCAUCAGUAGGCCUGGAUUAUGCCGAUAUACCCCAACAACCGUUGUUUCGGCCUUUUACCAGGGAAUCUUUGGCUGCCGUUGAAGCUCGUCAAGCGGAAAAGCUUCAAAAAGAGAAAGAGGAGAAAAUCGCUGAGAUGGAUGAGCUUUAUGUACCACACCGUGAGGAAGAAGAGCUUCAUCCCGAUGAGACAUUGGAAGCAGGUAAAAUGCUUCCGAAACCAUUGGAACGAGGCUUCCCUCCAGAUCUUAUUGGUACCCCAAUAGAAGAUUUUGACAAAUAUUAUGAAAAAGUUGGAAUUCCGACCUUUGUUGUUGUAAGCAAAGGGAAAGAUAUCUUCCGUUUUAGCGCAACCAAAGCCUUGUUCAUCCUUAGCCCGUUCAACCCGAUCCGUCGAGUUGCCAUUUUUAUGCUUGUCCAUCCUUGGUUCAGCUUUCUUGUUAUCGUUACAAUCCUCGUUAAUUGUAUUCUAAUGACUAUGCAGUCAAGUGAAAUCGAACGAACAGAAAUCAUUUUCACAACAAUUUACACUUUCGAAUCUUGUUUAAAAGUGACUGCCCGAGGCUUAAUACUUACAAACUUCACAUAUCUACGGGACCCAUGGAAUUGGCUUGAUUUUGUCGUUAUUGCCUUAGCCUAUUUAACCAUGUUAUUUGAAGAUUUAGGUAAUCUAAGCGCCCUUCGUACUUUCAGGGUUUUACGAGCUUUGAAAACAGUUGCUGUUGUUCCAGGUUUAAAGACAAUUGUUGGUGCAUUAAUUGAAGCAGCAAAAAACCUGAAAGAUGUUACAAUUUUAACGUGUUUUUCACUUUCUGUUUUCGCCUUAUUGGGACUUCAAAUUUACAUGGGAGCUCUUACACAGAAAUGUAUCCUCCAUGGACCAAGAAACAUGACCACCGAGGAAUGGUUCGAUUGGUGUAAUGAUAGAACCCACUGGUUAAAUACUUCUGAUGGAGAUCCUAUUCUUUGUAGUAACACCUCUGGUGCUACGCUUUGUAACUCUACAAUGAGUACUUGUAUCCAAGGAUUUGGACCUAAUCCCAAUUACGGGUACACUAAUUAUGAUACUUUUCCAUGGGCUUUACUUUCUGCCUUUCGUCUAUUAACUCAAGACUAUUGGGAAUCAUUGUAUCAAAUGAUCCUACGAACAACAAGUCCUUGGCACAUAAUCUACUUUAUUGGAGCCAUUUUUUUGGGCUCAAUUUACCUGGUUAACCUUAUUUUGGCUAUUGUUGCCAUGUCCUAUGAUGAAUUGCAGAAGAAACUUGUCGAUGAAGAUUUGGCUGCUGCAGCGGAAGAAGCUGCUUACCAGGAUACUCUUCGUCAAGCUGAUGUAGAUGAUGGAAGAGGAGGCGGAGGUGGUGGUACAACCUCCAUGGCAAUGGGAGGUGGAAUAGGUAUGAGUGGUCCAAUCUCUGGUAAUCAAUUAUCUCACCCAUCGCCUCUACAAAAUUACAACAAUUCAAUACCACCUCAUCUGAUAGGAUCUUUAGUGAAUCGUAGGGAAUCUGAUGCACCACCAAGUCCAUCGGUUUAUUCAGAUUAUGAUGAUAAAAUAGUUGACGAAAAGGAUAGAGUUUCACUGAAAAGUAAUGAAGAGGAUAAUCCAAACUACGAUUUUAACGCUGGACGGAUUAAUGGAAAUGUUCGCAAGGCAAGUUUAAGUCUUCCAGGCUCACCUUAUAAUGUACGUAGAGGGAGUCGGGGAAGUCAAUUUAGUGUUUCCUGGGCUCGAAACAGUCGCCGUGUCGGUGAUCGUAAACCUCUUGUACUACAAACUUUCCUUGACGCUCAGGAACACCUUCCCUAUGCCGAUGACAGUGCAGCAGCAACUCCCAUGUCAGAGGAAAAUGGAGCUAUAAUAAUACCUGUUUAUACAAAUUUACACUCACGACAUUCCAGUUAUACUUCCCACUCUUCCCGAAUUUCCUAUACUUCCCAUGGUGAUAUUUACGGCCGAGGUAUUCCCUGGACCAAAGAGUCACAAUUACUCACAAGAAGAAACUUACCAGGAUUUUUUCAAGAGGAUAUGUAUUCACAUGGAGAUGAUUUUGGAAGUGCAUUAAUGAAACGUCAACUUGAAAAUCCAUUCAUAGAUUCAGGUCAACAACAAUUACAACAACAACAACAACAACAACAACCCCAACAAACACAAACACCUCGACACACUGUGGUUGAUAUUAAAGAUGUGAUGGUUCUAAAUGACAUUAUCGAUCAAGCUGCUGGACGGCAAAGCAAAUCUAGCGAAAGAGUUUCUAUUUAUUAUUUUCCUACAGAUAAGGAAGAUUGUGAGGAAGAGAAACCAAGUUGUAAGCAACAAUUUACCACUUCUUGCCUCAAGGCAAUUGACAUAAUGUGUGUAUGGGAUUGCUGUUGGUGUUGGGUUAGAAUUCAAGAAUUGUUUGCACUUAUUGUAUUCGAUCCGUUCAUGGAAUUAUUCAUUACCCUGUGUAUAGUUGUUAAUACCCUUUUCAUGGCGAUGGAUCAUCAUAACAUGGACCCAGAUUUUGAGGCUGUUCUUAAAACUGGAAAUUUGUUUUUCUCAGGUACAUUUGCCAUCGAAGCCUUCAUGAAAUUGAUUGCAAUAAGUCCAAAGUUUUACUUUCGUGAGGGUUGGAACGUGUUCGACUUUAUCAUUGUUGCCUUGUCCUUAUUGGAAAUUUUUCUCGAAGGUGUUAGAGGUCUUUCCGUGCUUCGUUCCUUCCGUUUACUGAGAGUUUUCAAGCUCGCCAAAUCCUGGCCCACCCUUAAUCUUUUAAUCACCAUUAUGGGUAAAACUUUGGGUGACUUGGGUAAUUUAACCUUCGUCCUUGCUAUUAUUGUGUUCAUCUUUGCGGUAAUGGGAAUGCAACUUUUUGGAGCCAAUUAUUCAAAGAAAGUGUACCUUUUCCCGGACGGAGAGAUACCCCGUUGGAAUUUCAAGGAUUUCAUGCACUCCUUCAUGAUUGUUUUCCGUGUUCUUUGUGGUGAAUGGAUUGAAUCAAUGUGGGAUUGUAUGUUAGUCUGUGGAUUUGUUUGUGUUCCCUUUUUCCUGGCCACCGUUAUCAUUGGUCAUCUUGUUAUGCUCAACCUUUUCCUUGCCCUGCUUUUGUCCUCUUUUGGUGCGUCAAACCUUUCAUCGCCCACCUCAGAAUCAGCGGAUACCAAAAAGCUACAGGAAGCCUUUGAUCGUUUCGGUAGAGCUCAGAAAUGGCUUAAAAAUCGCAUUCUCACCGGCCUUAAACAACUUCGUAGCAAAACACGUAAUCAAAUUCGUGAUACAUCAAGAGGAGGAGCAGCAACGAUUGGCCCAGGAGGUAUAAUUGGUGCUCCUGGGCUAAUUGGACCUGGAGGAACCCUAACACUGGGAGGUGGUUUAACAAGUCGCUCACUAGUUCUUGGUAAUCUUGGAAGUGGAAUGGAUAAUAUCCUGGAAGAUGGAGAUAUUAUCAUGAUGGAUGGACUCAACGCAACAGAUUUACUCAAGGAUAAAAAACUUCUCGCCGCAGCAGCAGCGGCUUAUGGUGAAACCGUCAUUGGUCCUGAUGGCCUGGAGUACUCCUUACCUGGAGGUGGUAAGAUUACAUUUAAAAAUUCAGCCAAUUCUAUACUCAAUUCAAUGAAAUUAUCUCAAGCAGUUAAAGAUCUAACCACCGGUGAUAAGCUGAUUUUAACAGAAUCAGAGUUAAUUGAUAAAUUAUCUCCGUCCGUACCCAAUAAUCAUUCAGAUGAACGGUUUCAUGGUGAUAUUCCCGCCGUUAAUAAUAAUAACAACAACAUCUCGCUCAACAAUAACAACUUAAAUAAUGUUAAUAAUCAAAACAGUUUAAUAGUUAGUGCUAAUAUUAAUAAUACCAAUCAUAAUAAAGUUAAACCGUCCUUAAAUGAUCCCAAUGGUAAUUCCCAAUUCCCAUUGACUGAUCAUAAUCAUCAUCAUCAUGUUAAUUAUUCAACAAACACCAUCAACAACUCACGUUCAAAUGAACCUAAUAACGAUUCGUCAGCUCAACAGUCAUCUUCAUUAUCAGUGACUCCGUCUCAUCAUAUUAAUCAUCAACAAUUUUCAUCAUCAACACAACCAACUGCUCAUCAUCAUCAUCAUCAAUUGUCCAAGGUUCACCCAGCUGGAUAUCCGGUUCCCAUUUCAUUUCAACAUUCAAACUCAUCUCUUAAUCAGCCCUCCGGAUUAACAACAACAACCAACACCAACACUACCCCACCUUUGAUUUUACAACAACAACAAUUAUUACAAUUACAAUUAUUACAACAACAACUUAUUAGACAACAAUUACUUCAACAGCAACAAUAUCCACUGGGAGAGGAUGUGAUGGGUGAAGAAAUGAAUGCCAAUAAGAUGAUCCAUGUAACAGCUGAUGUAAAUAUCAAUGAUCAUCCAGCUGAUUGUUUACCUGAGUAUUGGUACCAUAGAUUCCCAUGUUGCCUGGAGGAAACAUCAUUCUGGGUUAAAUGGGGAGAGAUUAGAUCAAAGUGUUAUAAACUUGUUGAGGAUAAAUAUUUUGAAACUCUGGUAAUCACCUUAAUCCUGAUAAGUUCAAUGACCCUGGCUUUGGAAGAUGUUAAUCUAAAGGAACGUCCCUGGUUGGAAUACUCAUUAAAAUAUAUUGAUCAAUUUUUCACCAUAAUAUUUACAUGGGAAAUGCUUCUUAAAUGGUUUGCCUAUGGGUUCAAGAGUUACUUUUCCAAUGCCUGGUGUUGGUUAGAUUUUAUUAUUGUCAUGGUAUCAUUGAUUAACUUCACUGUUGGCCAAUUAGGUUUCUCAAAUAUUCCUGCCUUCAAAACUAUGCGUACUUUAAGAGCCCUGAGGCCACUUCGAGCAAUGUCCCGACUGGAAGGGAUGAGAGUCUCAUUGUUAAAUCUCGGGGCCGAAUUCGCUGGUAUCGCUCGAAUUCAAGCCUUUAAAACUAUGCGAACGUUACGAGCUCUUCGUCCAUUGCGAGCUAUGUCUCGGUCGAAAGGGAUGAGGGUUGUAGUUAAUGCCUUGGUACAGGCGAUCCCAGCAAUCUUCAACGUACUCCUUGUGUGCCUAAUUUUCUGGUUGAUUUUCGCAAUCAUGGGAGUCCAAUUGUUUGCUGGUAAAUUUUCAUAUUGUCGUGAUCGUAACACGGAGGAAAAAUGUGACCCCAACGAAAUUGAAAACAAGACUAUCUGUGAUCAACACAAUGAAACCCUUGAAUGGUACACACCAAUGGUCAACUUUGACCAUGUACUCAAUGGUUACCUAUCACUUUUUCAAGUUGCAACAUUCAAGGGUUGGACAAUUAUUAUGGACCAUGCGAUUGAUUCUCGUGAAGUGAAUCAACAACCAAUCUACGAGAAUAGUAUAUUGAUGUACUUAUAUUUCGUAUUUUUUAUCAUUUUCGGCUCAUUUUUCACCCUGAAUCUAUUUAUCGGAGUGAUUAUCGAUAAUUUCAAUGAACAAAAAAAGAAAGGAGGAGGUUCAAGGGAGAUGCUAAUGACAGAAGACCAGAAAAAGUACCUGAAUGCCAUGAAGAAAAUGGGAUCCAAGAAGCCGAUGAAAGCGAUUCCAAGACCAAGAUUUAAACUUCAAGCGAUAAUAUUUGACAUUGUAACGAAUAAAAAGUUUGAUAUGCUCAUCAUGUUGUUCAUCAUGUUGAACAUGUUCGUCAUGUCCCUUGACCACUACCAGGCCUCGCCCUUCAUGGAAAACAUUCUUGAGAUGUGUAACCUAUUUUUCAUUGCAGUUUUUACUGCUGAAUGCAUGCUCAAAAUAUUCGCUCUUCGUUUCCAUUAUUUUCGAGAACCUUGGAACGUCUUUGACUUUGUCAUCGUCAUUUUAUCCAUUGCAAGUUCGGCUCUGAAAGAUUUCGUGGAAAAUUAUCUUAUAUCGCCCACUUUACUUCGGGUUGUUCGGGUUGUAAAGAUCGGCCGAGUUCUGAGAUUGGUCAAAGGUGCUCGAGGGAUUCGAACCCUUCUAUUUGCCUUGGCAAUGUCUCUUCCUGCCUUAUUCAACAUUUGUUUACUACUUUUUUUGGUUAUGUUUAUAUAUGCUAUAUUUGGGAUGUCGUUUUUCAUGAAUGUUAAGCAACGAUAUGGAUUAGAUGAAACUUUUAACUUUGGUACCUUUUUCCGUUCAUUCAUCUUACUCUUUCAAAUGUGCACCUCUGCUGGUUGGGACGGUGUUCUUGCCGCCAUCAUGGAUGAAACAAAGUGUGAUAAAGAUGGUGAAGUUUCCGAUUGUGGUUCUAAAAAGGUCGCAAUCGCUUAUUUGGUAACCUAUUUGAUAAUAUCUUUCCUGGUUAUUGUCAACAUGUAUAUCGCUGUGAUCCUUGAAAACUAUUCCCAGGCCACUGAAGAUGUUCAAGAAGGUUUAACUGACGAUGAUUACGAUAUGUAUUAUGAGAUAUGGCAAAGAUUUGAUCCUGAUGGUACUCAGUUUAUUAAUUUUAACGAUCUAGGGGAAUUUCUUGAUGCUCUUGAGGAGCCACUUCGAGUACCAAAACCGAAUAAGUUUAAGAUCAUUCAAAUGGAUAUACCGAUUUGUGUGAACGAUAUGUGCUAUUGUGUUGAAAUUUUGGACAUUUUAACGAGAGAGUUUUUCGCACGUAAAGGUAAACCCAUUGAGGAGACGCCAGAGUUGGAGGAGGUUUUACCACUUCGAGGACGCUUUGAACAUACAUCGUCAACCUUUUGGAGACAAAGGGAAGAGUAUUGUGCUCGAAUAAUUCAGACGGCUUGGUUCAAGUAUCAGACUCGAAAAAGAUCAGGGUACGACACUGGUGAACCUUUCGAGGAAGAAGAUGAAGAGGAAGAGGAAACUGGUGAGAUUGAAUCGAACACCAGAAAUCGUGUAUCGUCCAUUGUUGGUAAUAACAAUGUCGGACACUAGAAGAUUCCAAUGAGAUGACCAAUAUAUUUUCAACGAAUCUUAUUCAUUUGAAGGAAAGAUAAAUUAAGAAUCUGAAAAGAUCGACCAAUAACAUUUAAUUAUUGUGAUGAACGUGAACAAUUAAAUACCAUAAGGAUGCAUUUAACAAGGAAAUUGUAAAUAUUUACAUUUCAUCAUCAUAAUCGUCAUCAUCGUCUUCAACAUAAUCGUCACAAUCAUCAUCAUCAUAACCAUAAUCAAGCACCAUCAUGGAAACAAAUCAGGAACAAUAAAUGAACCCAACAAUUUGUCCAACAAUUAACACAACAUCAACCUCUCAGUCAAACAUACUCACACUUACACACUCAUAUAUUAGGAAGAGGAGGUUGGAUACACAAUGAACACACAAAUGAUUCUCAUAACAAUUAAUUAAUUAAUCAUGGGCUCGUUUUAAUCACCAACAAAACUAUCAGAUUUCAAGAUGAUUAAAAUUUUACAAUCAAGGUUAAACCAACCACUUUUCCCCUCGAUCUUCAAACUCUCUCAUUCUCCCUCUCACUCACUUUCUCUCUCCCUCUCCCUCUCUCUUUCAAUUUUCUCCUUACCUCUCAUAAUUAAGUGUUAAUACUAAUCAUGUUACUAAUCACACUAAUUACCAGAUUAAUAAUCUGGUAUCUGAUGUAAUAUUUUGGUUAACCCAAAAAAGAAAAAGAAAAUCAAAGGAAUCGAAUCCUUUUCCCUCGAUUAACCCAAAUUCACCAGAAAAAAAAACCAAAUCUAAAUGAAAAAGACUCAACAAUUUGAUCUGAUUGAGGAAAUGAUUACUAUUAACAAUCUUGUUAAAAUUGUUAAUUGUAAGCAAUUAAUUGAUAACACAAUCAAAAGUUUGUUAUAUGAUUAAACAAUCAACAAAAAGAAUACAAAUUUAAAUUGUUGUACAAAAAUCGAUGAAUAUUGCAGUUGAUUGAAUAAAAAAACUACAAUUAAUAUUGGGGAAAGUUUGCUUCUUAUCAUUUUAAUU